AUGUCGCUGAGAACUUUCAGAAACUGUAUCGCUGGCUGCGUUGACGAGAACUCCAUUGUUGGCUUUGCCGUGGAGCCUGGAGAGCGCAAGGAGCGGUCAGAUUUGCCAUCUUUAGCUUCUUCUUUAGACACUCUUCUGGAACUGCGGGCUGGGGCAAAGGGAUCGGAAUAUCCGAGGCCAGAUGACGACCAAUCCUCUGCCGAUGCUUCGGCCUGUGGUGAGGAAGAGGACGAGUCCGUGGUGUCACCUGGGCAAGCCCUUCUUGCCAAGCUGAAGGCGGAGGUACAGGUCACCUUGGAAGAAAAAUUGUUUCCGAAAGUCGACGAAAAAUAUCGCUGCCCAUUGUGUCCUUUUCGGGCCUUUGCAAAACUGACUAGAGUUUCGCAGCACAUUGCCAAGUACCACACGGUGAAGGUGCAGUUCUGCCCUAGCGGCACGAAGCAAGUCAAGUUAUUGUUGGCGCUAUAUGACGAAGAUUGCAUGCGUGGGAAGGAUGGCCAAAACUAUCUCCAGCGCAGUUCUGACACUCUGCGGCAAACUGUUGCGCCGUCCCUUCUGUCAUCCCGAACAGAUAUUGACAAAUUCAUUCGCAUCGUCUUCACGGCGGCCGGCCCUGUCUAUCGAAACUUGGACGCCUUGACCGACGGUGAGCCUUUGCGCCGUGUCAGGAAUAUUUACUACACACGCUGCUUCGCGCACUUGGUCGUUCGUGAGAUGCUCUUGUGCAACGCAAAGGUCAGAGCCAUGAUUCCACGAGUUACGCAGGAAGCGGUCGCCAGGAAUUGUCUGACCACUAGCCUGCUUCCUUCCAACGUGAAGGACUGGUGGCCGAUCGUGGAAGAUAUCUUCACUUCCCCUAGGCUGAGCGAUCGCAAAGAUUCCUUGCUGCAAGAAGCAGUGCAACAUGAAGAGUUCGUGGCGAUCUCAAUCGAUGCCACAAUGCGAUGCUGUCUCUCAAUUCUGGGCCAAUGCCACCCACGUGCGCCGCAGGCGGACCGUUUACAGGCAGCCUUCGACGACGCUGCUGCUAAGCGAAAAGUUUUGACUGUCCGCGGCAGAACCAAUGCAGUUCUACUGCUUCACGCCGUGCCCAGCGAAGCUGCUGAGGUUAUUGUCACUGCGCUGGCAGAGCUGCCAGCCCAUGCUCUGGCGCAAAUUCAGUUCAUUGCGAGCGACAGCCCUUCAAGUGCACUGGCCCGGCAGCUGCGACGAGUCUGCCCCAACCUUGUGAUGCUCAGCCUAGAUCCCGUGCACUUGGCCUUUGCAUGGGAGUACUCAACUUGGAAAAAACGCACACCUGGCAGCAAAGCGCUCCGAGCAGUCCUCAGCAAGCUCAGUGUGCGGGAUCCACAGGCAACAGCUGAGCAUUGGGGCUGCGUGUAUGAAGGUACGGCGCCACCCGAGCUGACACCCAGAGAGCAGGCUCAACGUGACCGCAUCAAGGACGGCGGCAUGCCACUGCGGGCAGCCAAGCAAACCCUUCACACUAUGGAUUACAGUGUGCCUUUUUAUGACAGGAUGGAAAUUGUCAAGGCAUUCGCAGCUCUUUCGGCACUCUAUCCAGAGGAGGUGGCAAAGGUGUCUCCGGGACCGAAUAGGAAAGUUUGCGAACUCUUGUGGACCGCGACAUCUCCAGACCGUCUCGAGUGGUACAUGAACAACAUUCGGUCCAGGCAUUACAUGGCUUUUGCUCACCAUUCUCUGCUUCACGUGGGAACAACAAGCAAUGAAUCGCUCCACCGAGAGAUAAACUGCUGGUUCAACCAGACACAGCAGAUGCAUCAGGCUGUUCUGGAUCUCAAGCUGCUUGUGCUUCAGUAUGGCAAGCUUCUAUCUCACAACGCGGCAAUGUAUCAUCCCACUUCUUCCCAGCUCAACCAGGCCACGGUGCUCGCACGGGUUGCUAGCCUUGAGAUGUGGACCUUAAGGCAAUGGCAAAGCUGGUGCUCGAUGAACAUGGACGUCAAUGGGAUUGGGAAGGCAAGUCUCCCAAUCAAUCUGAUGCGGCAAGAGCAACAAAGACAAGUACGAGCUGCUCGUAAGAGACCGGCAAGCUCAUCGCCAAACUCGCAGACUCACCGUGCAAAAAGACGAUCACCUUUCACGCUGCAAAGAAAAGACGGGGUGCGGCGAGGAGGUGUGCGCGAUGCGUCUCUGCCAAAGAACGCGCGUCCUCCGGUUCGAAAGCGACCGGCAAGCUUACUCCCAUGA
Molecule: messenger RNA, 2211 nt
Organism: Effrenium voratum
Lineage: Eukaryota; Dinophyceae; Suessiales; Symbiodiniaceae
Source: the annotation of a GenBank genome assembly